AUGGAGCUUCAAUUAUUGCUACAGUCAUCGCAUCAUGCAGUUUCUGAUGAUUCCCAUCCAACUAUACAGAUUGCGGACAACAAUCCCAAUCAGAUUAUCUUGCAAGGUGAUCUCUCUACUAGAUUUACCUUCAACCAUGUCUACAAUGCUACUGGAGAUAUGGAUGACUUGAAAUUAUUUGAAAAUUUUGCUAAGCCAGUCAUUGAUGAUCACUUGCUUAAAGGAUCGGACUCCUUGUUACUUUCAAUAGGUCCUUCUAGAUGUGGAAAGACCUCUUGUUUGUUUGGAACGCCUGACAAGAGUGGUUCUGGACUUGUGGCCGAAUCCUUCAGAUAUAUCUUUGAAAAAAUUGGUCCAGUUUCUAACAAUUUGAGCCAAUGGAAGCCUCUUGUUAGUAACAUACGGGAAGAUUCAGUCUCUCCUCUCAGUAAGAGCACUACGGUGGACAGUAAUUCAGCUGUGACAUUGUCGAUGUUUGAAAUUCAGAAUGAUUCCAUCCGCGAUUUACUCACCUCUCAAAGUCGUAGUGCUAAAAGACCCAAAUCGAGAUCUUUUUUGGGCAUAAUUACAGAUCCUACUGAUAACAAAUUGAAGCCAUACAAUAUCUCUCAAGUUAUGGUAGAUUCGGCCGAAGCAGCCACUCAAAUUGUUGUUGGAAAGGGCCUCGGUGCUGCUUCUGAUUAUUCCAAUUCACAUAGAUUGGUCUUCGUUAACGUAUUAUCCUGUUCCAAAGACAAACAGAAGACUCCAAUUUCUUGUAGCAGAUUUGUCAUAGUUGAUCUACCCGGAUUUGGCGCAUCUACUGACAAUUCUUUGCCACAGUUAGGUCGGUGCCUUGAGUUGGUGGCAACCAAGCAGUUCAACAAGUCUCUUUUACGUACCAAUAAGUUGACUCGGUUUAUUUUCCAUGAUUACGUGAAGUCGUUGACUCCGUUGAACGUUCUUGUUUGUCUCGAUUCUCACGGUGACUCAACAACAAUUUUACAGACUCUUAAGUACACCAAUCCUAUUGAAUACGUCAAGUUACGGAGAAAGUCUCAUGAUGCCAUGUACUAUCAAACGAAGCCUGCUCCUAAGACCAGUUCCAGAGUGUCUUCUAUAGCGUCUAUGGCGUCGAAAAGGAUUCCUUACAAAAAGGAGGGCGAUCUUUCAAAAGAGAUAGAGAUUCUUAAUAAUACUAAGAUUAGAUUGGAGUCUGCGGUUGUGAAAUUACAGAAGGAAGUUUUUUCGAACGAAGCGAACGAGAAGAACAUUAAGGAACUCAAGGAGGCACAUAGACAUGAGAUUGAGCAGGUUCAACUCGAAGAGCGCCAGAAGCUCGAAGAUGCUGAGAGGAAACUACAAGAAGCCGAGUUGAGGCUACACGAAAUUGAGACUAAGGUUCCAGAAACAGAGAUGAAGUUGCUAAAUACAAUGGCUAAAAUGCAUGAAAUGGAGAAGAAAAUGCAUGAAGUCGAAGACGCCAGUGCUCAACUUCAGAAAAUUGUUGAUGAGGAGAAAGAAAAAGAAGUCAAGUCGAAAUUGGAUAUCCAACAACUGAAUGAAGACGUGACAAGAUUGGAGAAGGAUCUCAGCAAUAUGAAGAGAUUGGACGAGGAGAAAGACGCAAGUAUUGGCCGAACAAAGGCAGAAAAAGAUAAAGAAGUAAAGAAACUAAGGAAGCAGUUAAAGGAUUUGAAGUUGGAGUAUGAGAGAAAGCUUGAGAAAAGUAAAGCAUCCAGUAUAGAUGAAAAGAAAAUGAGUGCACAAGAGAAGAGAUACGAGAAGUUGUCACAGAAGUAUUCGUCUCUUGAAGAUGAGUACGAGAAUUAUAAAAAACAGAUUGAAGAAGAAAAGGAGAAGCAGCACGACGAGUAUGACGAGAAAGUAAAGGAGCUCAAUACAAAGAUGAAAAACAUUCAUCAUGAAGUUGCCAGUGCUGCGUUAUUUGGAUCGGAAUCUGUUAAAGACUCGUUAUCGCUCUCUCCAUGCGACAGUUUGGGAGCAUUGGAUGAAUUGAGUAAUAAUAGUCAAGUUCCAGGAAUCCUCGAAGACGAUUCUUCUAAAAAAUCACCUCAAAAGUCUCCUAGAAAGUCUCCAAGGAAGUCUCCAAGGAAAUCAUCCAAGAAGUCUCCUUCAAGAUCGGCUUCAAGAUCACCUACAAGGUCGACUACUAAGGCGGACGCAGCGAGGCAUCUCACAAACUGUGAACCUUUAAUCAAAGAACCGAAUCAACAGCUAUGUGAGGGGCAUUUGCAUCCAUUGAAUUCUUCCGAAUUGAAUAAACUUCGGCCCGAGACGCCAAUUGACCUUAAGAGAAGAUCUGUAUCACCAGGAAGGGCCAGUAAAAUAAAGCUUAGAAGAGUUGAGCUUGAUGAUGAUGAUGAUGAGGAGGGGUUGAGUGACUGA
Brettanomyces nanus is the source of this 2388-nucleotide messenger RNA. RefSeq lists its product as uncharacterized. Bases 1 to 2388 code for a protein of 795 amino acids. The transcript has a single exon. Gene Ontology annotation, molecular function: microtubule binding; ATP binding; microtubule motor activity. The record is from RefSeq and is a predicted model, not a curated record. Lineage: Eukaryota; Fungi; Ascomycota; Pichiomycetes; Pichiales; Pichiaceae. Gene Ontology annotation, biological process: microtubule-based movement.